GAAAUCUGAACCUCUUGGUUGUGAUUGGUUGCUUCUAGCAAAAGCCACGGAGAAAACACCUCCCCGCCCAGAGGAACUCAGUCGGGCAGGGAGCCGGGUGACUUCAGAGGCGCCUGCCUGUCCCCCGCCGCACCUGAGCCACCGCGAUGCUAUAGGACCGCCGCCUGGACCGUUAUCCGCCCGCGCCCUCACGCAGCCACCAUGCCGCGCUCCUUCCUGGUCAAGAAACAUUUCAACGCCUCCAAGAAGCCGAACUACAGCGAACUGGACACACACACAGUGAUCAUUUCCCCAUAUCUCUAUGAGAGCUACCCCAUGCCUGUCAUACCAAAACCAGAGAUCCUCACCUCGGGAGCAUACAGCCCUAUUGCUGUAUGGACCUCGUCGGCAACUCCAUUCCACUCCCCUCUAGCCAGUGGCCUUUCUCCUCUUACUGGAUACUCCUCAUCCUUGGGGCGUGUAAGCCCCCCACCUUCCUCUGACACUUCAUCCAAGGAUCACAGUGGUUCAGAAAGUCCCAUUAGUGAUGAAGAGGAGAGACUGCAGCCCAAGCUUUCAGACCCCCACGCCAUUGAAGCUGAGAAGUUUCAGUGCAAUUUAUGCAAUAAGACCUAUUCUACUUUCUCUGGGCUGGCCAAACAUAAGCAGCUGCACUGUGAUGCCCAGUCUAGGAAGUCAUUCAGCUGCAAAUACUGUGACAAGGAGUAUGUGAGCCUGGGUGCCCUGAAGAUGCACAUCCGAACCCACACAUUGCCUUGUGUCUGCAAGAUCUGUGGCAAGGCUUUCUCCAGACCCUGGCUGCUUCAAGGACACAUUAGAACUCACACUGGGGAAAAGCCUUUCUCGUGCCCUCACUGCAACAGAGCUUUUGCAGACAGAUCAAACCUGAGGGCACAUCUGCAGACCCACUCAGAUGUAAAGAAAUACCAGUGCAAAAACUGCUCCAAAACCUUCUCCAGAAUGUCGCUUCUGCAUAAACACGAGGAGUCUGGCUGCUGUGUGGCACACUGAGUGGCGCAACUGGUGUUUACUCAAACAGAAUGCAUUUCUUCACUCCAGCGACAAAUGACAAGUGAAAGUCCAAAGACAUUUUCUCAUGUGCUUACCAACCAAAUAAUAUGUAUAAAAACACCAAAGAGUCACACACACACACACACACACACACACACACACACACACACACAGACACUACAGAACAGAAUCUAUAUACUUAAAGUUAAUUCGUUCUAUGUGAAGUUUAAAAUUAUAUUUACUGACAGCUGAAUUGCAAGGAUAAAGGAUAAGAAUCUUUCUCUUUAAAGAUGAAGUGAAAAGCACAUUGCAUCUUUUCUUACUAAGAAAGAAUGCAGAGAUUUACACUGCUGCCAAACCAUUUCAACCAAAGCAACAGUAUUUCUUCUUAACAGAAUUGCAAUAGUGUUUCCAAGAGGAAGACAGUCUGCCAGACACUAUCUCAGGUGCCUUAUAAAGUACUCUAAGUUUACUUCCUCAGAUGGAUGAUGCCUGGUUGUCAUCAGCGAAUGAACGCCUUUUCUGGAUUACCUGCAAUGUUUUAAAACUAUUAUUGUUAAGAGAGAAAAAAAAACAAGAAAAAGAACAGAACACGAGAAUGUAUUAAAGUAUUCUUGUUUUGUUUCAUUUUUGCCAUGUGUGUGCCUUGGAAGAAGAGGGAAGGACAACUUCAAACAUUCCCGGUGCGUGUCCCAUGUCUUUCUUUUAUAAAAGAAUUUUAGUGUUUCAUAGUACAAAGUAAUGAAAAUGUGCAAAAGAGUCGCUUAGACAUUCAGUAAUGUACUUAGACUUUUGAAAAUUCAUAUGAUGGAUGCAAUAAUACAAUGCCUCUCCAAGUGCCUGUUUUAAUGAAUUGUGUAGUUGAAGAACUGAUGUAAAUUUGUGUUUAUUUUUAUACAACUGAAUGAACUCUGUAUGAAAGUGAGGUAUGGUUAAUAGCCAUGCUUAUAUUCAACCAGAAUACUUGUGAAAUCAAUGUCCUUUUUAAAAAAGUAACUUUCAAAGUCUCUUUUUUUACAAUAAACAUUUUUGACUAAAAAGUA
Molecule: messenger RNA, 2054 nt
Organism: Mastomys coucha (southern multimammate mouse)
Lineage: Eukaryota; Metazoa; Chordata; Mammalia; Rodentia; Muridae
Gene: Snai2
Product: snail family transcriptional repressor 2
Exons: 3
Coding region: 202-1011 (269 amino acids)
Biological process (GO): regulation of DNA-templated transcription
Molecular function (GO): RNA polymerase II cis-regulatory region sequence-specific DNA binding; DNA-binding transcription factor activity, RNA polymerase II-specific
Source: RefSeq, a predicted model, not a curated record